Molecule: messenger RNA, 2044 nt
Organism: Scophthalmus maximus (turbot)
Lineage: Eukaryota; Metazoa; Chordata; Actinopteri; Pleuronectiformes; Scophthalmidae
Product: D(1)-like dopamine receptor
Exons: 1
Coding region: 256-1707 (483 amino acids)
Biological process (GO): adenylate cyclase-activating adrenergic receptor signaling pathway
Cellular component (GO): membrane
Molecular function (GO): G protein-coupled receptor activity
Source: RefSeq, a predicted model, not a curated record
CGCGGGAACGGAGACGCGUCCCCCGGUGGAGAGGGUCACUGCUCCCACUCCUCCGGGUGUCGACUCCUCCCGCCCGGAGGCAGUGAGCAGCUCGUUGUCUCAAACUGACGAGAGGAUCUUUUACAUCCAGUCUUCGUUCGUCACUGAGACCCGAGGAUGGUUCGCGCGUCAGGAGCAGCAGCCAAAAGGCGCACGUGUGGAUUUUAACCGUCGCCGACCUUCGGCCACUUUCCGUCGAGGACACGAAUCGAAACGAUGGGGAACCACACGACGACGUGGAGUAAUCUCACCCAAGUUCUGUCGGAGGAGCUGGACGGUGAGGAGGAGUGGGGGGAGGAGGAGGAGGAGGAGGAGGGGGCGGGGGGCGGCGGACUGCGCGUCCUCGUCGGCUGCGUCCUCUUCCUGCUCAUCGUGUCCACGCUGCUCGGGAACACGCUGGUGUGCGCCGCCGUGGUCAAGUUCCGCCACCUGCGCUCCAAGGUCACCAACUUCUUCGUCAUCUCGCUGGCGGUGUCCGACCUGUUCGUGGCCGUGCUGGUGAUGCCCUGGGAGGCCAUCACCGAGGUGACGGGCACGUGGCUGUUCGGGCGGUUCUGCGGCGUCUGGAUCGCCUUCGACAUCAUGUGCUCCACGGCGUCCAUCCUCAACCUGUGCAUCAUCAGCGUGGACCGCUACUGGGCCAUCGCCAGCCCGUUCAAGUACGAGCGGAAGAUGACCCACCGGGUGGCGUUCGUCAUGAUCGGGGUGGCGUGGACGCUGUCCAUCCUCAUCUCCUUCAUCCCCGUGCAGCUCAACUGGCACCAGGCGGGGGAGGAGGCGGUGGCGGUGAUGGCCGCCGGCGGCAGCAACUCCACCAACAGCAGUGACCUCGGCGGCAGCUCGGCCGCCAAGAGCUGCGUCGCCAACUUGAACAAGACCUACGCGAUAUCCUCGUCCUUCAUCAGCUUCUACAUCCCCGUGGUGAUCAUGAUCGCCACCUACACCCGGAUCUACCGGAUCGCUCAGACCCAGAUCCGACGGAUCACAGCUCUGGAGCGAGCGGCGGAGCAGGCGCACAACCAAGGCCACGGCGUGAACCGCAACCAGCCGCCGCAGCAGCCGCACAGGCCCAACGACGAGGCCACGCUGAAGUCAUCGUUCAAGAAGGAAACCAAAGUCCUGAAGACGCUCUCCAUCAUCAUGGGCGUGUUCGUCUUCUGCUGGCUGCCGUUCUUCGUCCUCAACUGCACCGUCCCGUUCUGCGACCCGCCGUGCGUCAGCGACACCACCUUCACCGUCUUCGUCUGGUUCGGCUGGGCCAACUCGUCCCUCAACCCCGUCAUCUACGCGUUCAACGCCGACUUCCGCCGGGCGUUCGCCACCAUCCUCGGCUGCAACAGAAUCUGUCCCAACAACGCGGUGGAGGCGGUGAACUUCAGCAACGAGCUCGUGUCCUACCACCACGACACGACGCUCCACAAGGAGGCGCUGGUGCCCGCGCAGCCGCAGCAACACCCGCACACCGUCAGCGUGGCGAGCGCGCUCUUCGACGACGAGUCGCUCGUCUCCAACGGCUCGCGCAGCCACGGCAACAGACUCCUGCUGCUUCCCGCCAACGUCCAGCUGGAGGACGACCAUGAGAUCUCCUUGGAGACAAUCACGGCGUUCACCCCGGCCGCGGCGCUGGACAGCGAUGUAAUGCCCGGACAAGUGCACCAGGAUGAAUAGAGGCCGAAACCUGCGCGGGGCCGACGGCCAUAACUGAACAGGAAGUGGAGCCGUACGUCCUUCAAAACAAAAGCGUUAACUUCAGUCCGGAUGAAAUCGGACUUUGGAAUCAUUUUGUGGAUGAAAAGCCAAAUAUCAGAAAUGAACGGAUCUUUCUAUGUUUGAUGUUUUUGCUUAAUUGAUGCUUGUCGUGUGAGCUCGUUCUUAUCACACUGAUGUUUGUUCAAGUGUACGGCUGCAACUAACGGUUGCUGUCAUUAUCGAUUAAUCUGCCGAUUAUCUUCUCGAUCAAUCAGUUGUGAGGUUCAUAAAAUGUCAUAAAUGGCGAAAAAUAGUG